UCUCUGCGGCUGCAGCCAAUGGGUACGAGGGGCGGAAAGGAGCCGCUAGGGGAGUUGUCUACCUCCAAGUAAUCUGAUUGGGCCCCCCCCUUAAAAAAAGUCCGAACACGCUCCUUUCUUUUCUACUUUGAACCCCCGCCUCCUCCUCCGCCUGCUGCUGUGGCACAGAAAUAGAAAGGUUUGGCAGAAAGCGCUCAUCCAGUAGUAGGAGUGAGGACACAUCAGCAGAAAAUAAACCAGUCACAGCUUCAGCGGGAUCUCAGUAACCUGAUUAUCUUCCGUUUUACCUCAGCAUCAGCAACGACUGAAACCUAAAAGGAGGAUAUUGCAGAAAGUGCUAACCAGCUUGGCUCAACACCAAGUCGGGUUUUUUUUAAAAAAUAACGAAGUUGAGACAGACACCAUUUAUAAUAAAGUACCCAGAAAGGGCUUGAGAAUUACGGUUUUUUGUCGGCCACACAUUUCAAGAGUUAGCUUUGUGAGGGAAUGGCAUUGGAUUUCGCUGCAGGAUGCGUAGGAGGUGCUGCUGGUGUUUUGGUUGGACAUCCGUUUGAUACCGUGAAGGUGCGACUUCAAGUUCAAAAUGUGGACAAACCUUUGUACCGUGGGACGUUCCACUGCUUCCGGUCCAUCAUACGCCAGGAGUCGAUUUUCGGUCUGUACAAAGGCAUCGGCUCUCCAAUGAUGGGUCUGACCUUCAUCAACGCCAUAGUUUUUGGUGUGCAGGGCAACGCCAUGCGGAAGCUUGGCUGCGACACACCACUCAACCAGUUCCUGGCUGGAGCCUCUGCCGGAGCCAUCCAGUGCGUCAUAUGCUGCCCAAUGGAGCUGGCCAAGACACGCAUGCAGUUGCAGGGGACUGGAGAAAAGAAGUCAAAGAAGAAGAUGUACAAGAACUCCCUGGACUGUCUGGUAAGAAUCUACAAGAAGGAGGGAAUCCGUGGUAUCAAUCGCGGCAUGGUGACCACCCUGAUCCGUGAAACGCCAGGGUUCGGCGUGUACUUUCUCGCUUAUGACACAUUUACACGUUAUCUUGGCUGUGAGCCGGAAGACCCGUACAUGAUCCCAAAGCUGUUGUUCGCCGGCGGAAUGUCUGGGAUCACUUCCUGGCUCUCCACCUAUCCUGUAGACGUGAUCAAGUCCCGUCUUCAGGCGGAUGGGGUCGGCGGUGUCAACCAGUACAACGGCAUCAUGGACUGUGUGAGACAGAGCUUAAAGAAGGAGGGCUGGAGGGUGUUCACACGUGGACUCACAUCCACUCUGCUCCGCGCGUUCCCAGUGAAUGCUACCACAUUCGCCACCGUGACUUUAUUCUUAUUGUACAUGCGCGAAGGAGAAGAGUGUAACAUUCAGGACUCGGAGCCACAGGCCGUCGCGCUGCAGCCACUGCAGCCACAGGCACAGCCGACCAGCAUGUAAGCCACUACGCAGCUGAGAUAAUUACUACAGUCCUCAGCAAAUCUAUCCAGUAUAGAUUGAAUUUGCAGCUUCAUGCAGGUCUGUGAUCUGUUAACUGGUGUCCAUAAUGACAAAGGUGAACUGAUCCUAGGUAUGCAUCCGCCCUUGGAGCUUCAGCCAAGUGACCACACUUAGUAUUUAAGUAAUAUAUUAUAAGAUAAAAGCAGCAUUUGUAAAUAUGGUCUCUUUUUAAAAGCUUGGUUUUGUACACAUUUUUUAAAAAUGUUGAAUUUAGGAAACUUGACGGUUACAAGAGUUGCUGUAAUGUACAGUAACGGUUACAGAUGUCCCAAAAAUGUAUUUAGAGUCAAAGAAAUGAAUGCUGUGUUCAGGUCAUAAUGAGGUAUGCCUGGAAUUCAUGUUAAAACUGGUCUCUACUAUCAAGACAUGCUUAAACUUCACUCAGUAUUAAUGUCAUUUUAAGUUUAGAUUUAUUAGGUUUAAGCAGCUGACCAAUCCAUUGUAUCUUCUCCAUGGUGUGAAGAAGUUUUCCCCUUUCCAUUUACCUCCAUAUAGUGUGAACACAGUAUUUCAGCAUUUUAUCAUAAUGGUUACAAAUACAAAGAAAGCCUGACACAUGUACUGUACAUUUAUGUAGAUAUUUUUUCUUUCUCUAAUGUUACAAUUGUGUUUGUAGUUGAACUUUCCUGUGAGAAGUCAUAGGAAUGUCAUCCAAAUGUUAUGAGGUGUCUGAGGUUUUAAUCAAAUGAGGUGUAUUUUUAUUUCUUUGUCUACUUAAAUAAUCUGCUUUUAAAUUCUGAAAUUCAAAGAGAAAAUAUUACUGGCUUGGACAUUGAAUUUCCCAUUGUAGUGUGAUAGACACAUGGUGUAGAUAAAUGCAGAGAUUUCAUCCAGAUAUAACAUAAUUAUGUAUAAUUGUGGGCUUGAUGUCUUUUGAAAUGUUUUUUAUUUGACAUAAUCAUUGUCUAAAACCAAAUUUAAAGCAUUUAUUAAUCUUUUUGUUCUGGACAUCAUGCAGUGUCCAAAGAAAGCACCUUAUGGUAUAAUAUUAAGCACAUUACUGUAAAAAUUACAUUUUUGGCAAUCAGAUUUUUCACUACAGUUACAAUAGAUGCAAGAAUCUGUUACAGUGUCAAGCAAACUGAUGGCUUUGUUAAAGAAGGCUUUUGAAAAUCCAAACUAUAUUUUUCAACCUUCUCUCCCUCUAAUUAGAUGUGAAGCACAAUGUUCCACAAGAGGGAGUUUUCAUUGUCAGAUGAGCUCCGUACACACUAACCUGCGCCACCUACAGGCAGAGAAAGUAACUGUUGCUGCAAUUUUUACAUUUGUAGCUGCAGAUUUUGUUUGUCCUUGUUACAGCUGCUGUUUGUGUGUUUUUAAUAAUGUACAUUUGUACUACCUGUUAGCAAAAUUACAAUUAUAUAUCACUGUGUCACUAACCUCCAAGUGGAUAUUAAAUACUCAAACUGAAAUAAAACUAAGAAGAUGUUUCAAAUGAAUUUAUCAUUUAUUUCUGUUUCUAAAUGUUUAUAAAACCAUAACCUUUUCAGACAUUAACUAUUCUGGCAAUAAACACCAGAUUUCAGCUAACGCCAACUUGAAAUACUCACCACCAAAGAUAGAACCAACCUCUUUUGCUAUUUUUGUUUUUGUAUUGCUGUCUUUAAGCUUGUAAAUCCAAAGCCUUUAUAUUUUUUUUCUUUCUUUUUUUUUGCAAACAAAAAUGGUUAGGAGCCCCCUGCUUCCCCCUUCAUGUUAACCAGGACAGGACAGAAGGCAAAAUAUGUCACUCAGAGCGAAGUGAACUCUGAACUCUACCCUGUUAACAUUUGUUGAAGUUAAAACUUUUUACCUCUCACAAGUUAAAAAUGUAAAUCAUAAACAGCAGCUGAAAUAAAAACAAAAUCUAUAACUUUAAUUACCUGCAAGUGACAAGUGUUAUAAUUGCAGAAGCCAUUACUUUUCCUGCGUGUAGAUGGCGCACAUUCUCAUGUCUACAUCUGCAGUUGUAAACUGCUGCUGCUCUUACUUUUCCUGCAACAGGUGACAGGUUAGACUGGGACUAAAGGGUCAGAAAUGAGGGUCUAAGACUACUUGGGGUUGUCGAAAGACAUAGCGAUGUGUGUAUAUACUGUGAAUUUGGUGUUCAAUGUGUGAAAUCUCUCUAGGCUUUGGAAUUAUUAAAUUACAAUCUAUUAUUUCUGUCCCAAGAUUUGUUCUGUAUUUUCUAUUGUAAAUUUGAUGAGGUAUGUCUGACUGUACUGGUGGGUGACACACGAUUGCUAAUAUCUUUGUAAAAGAGUUGCUCUAAAUAUCUAAUGUUGUCUUUUGUGUUCUGUACUUGUUCAUGUACAUCUUGCACCAAAGCAGCAUGCACACUAUGUAGUCCUGAAAGAAUGGUGAAAUAAAAGCCACAUUUUUUCUCA
Messenger RNA from Thunnus maccoyii (southern bluefin tuna), 3845 nucleotides. It is a transcript of the gene slc25a29l, whose product is annotated as mitochondrial basic amino acids transporter. Bases 487 to 1419 code for a protein of 310 amino acids. Gene Ontology annotation, cellular component: mitochondrion. Gene Ontology annotation, molecular function: high-affinity L-arginine transmembrane transporter activity. NCBI's taxonomy places the organism in Eukaryota, Metazoa, Chordata, Actinopteri, Scombriformes, Scombridae. The record is from RefSeq and is a predicted model, not a curated record. The transcript is spliced from 4 exons. Gene Ontology annotation, biological process: mitochondrial L-ornithine transmembrane transport.